UUGAACGGGGGCAAGGACAAGGCGGCAGAGCGCCGGGAACCUUGGUAACGCGCGGGUGCCGCAUGUUAACUGCGUGUGCGGCCGGUAAGAAGAAGGAGGAGGAGAAGGCGGCGGGCUGAGUUUCCCGGGGCCUCCUUUGCUUCUGGUCGCCAGCGGCGGGAUGAAGAUCGAGGAAGUGAAGAGCACGUCGAAGACGCAGCGCAUCGCCGCGCACAGCCAUGUCAAGGGCCUGGGGCUGGACGACAGCGGGGCAGCCAAGCCGGCGGCGGCCGGGCUGGUCGGGCAGGAGAACGCGCGGGAGGCUUGUGGUGUUAUUGUAGAAUUGAUCAGAAGCAAGAAGAUGGCUGGCAGAGCUGUGCUAUUGGCAGGACCUCCUGGAACUGGAAAGACUGCUUUGGCUUUGGCUAUUGCUCAGGAGUUGGGUAGUAAGGUUCCCUUUUGCCCUAUGGUUGGAAGCGAAGUGUAUUCUACUGAAAUAAAGAAGACAGAGGUCUUGAUGGAAAAUUUCAGAAGAGCAAUUGGCUUGAGGAUUAAAGAAACCAAGGAAGUUUAUGAAGGUGAAGUCACAGAAUUAACUCCAUGUGAGACUGAGAACCCCAUGGGAGGAUAUGGCAAAACCAUUAGUCAUGUGAUUAUCGGACUCAAAACUGCAAAAGGAACUAAGCAGCUCAAGUUGGACCCCAGCAUCUUUGAAAGUCUGCAGAAGGAAAGAGUAGAAGCUGGUGAUGUGAUUUACAUUGAAGCAAACAGUGGAGCUGUCAAGAGGCAAGGCAGGUGUGACACCUAUGCAACAGAGUUUGACCUUGAGGCUGAAGAGUAUGUUCCUUUGCCAAAAGGUGAUGUGCACAAGAAGAAAGAGAUUAUCCAGGAUGUAACUCUUCAUGACUUGGAUGUGGCCAAUGCUAGACCUCAGGGUGGGCAGGAUAUCCUCUCCAUGAUGGGACAGUUGAUGAAGCCUAAGAAAACUGAAAUCACAGACAAGCUUCGAGGAGAGAUCAACAAGGUGGUGAAUAAAUACAUUGAUCAAGGCAUUGCUGAGUUAGUCCCCGGAGUUCUCUUUGUGGACGAGGUUCACAUGCUGGAUAUUGAGUGCUUCACAUAUUUGCACCGAGCGCUGGAAUCUUCUAUUGCUCCGAUUGUCAUCUUUGCUUCCAACCGAGGGAACUGUGUAAUCAGAGGUACAGAAGAUAUAAUCUCUCCUCAUGGGAUACCUCUGGAUCUUCUGGAUAGGGUGAUGAUAAUCAGAACCAUGUUAUACACGCCACAAGAAAUGAAGCAGAUCAUAAAGCUUCGUGCCCAGACAGAGAGUAUUAAUAUUAGUGAGGAGGCACUGAAUCAUCUUGGAGAAAUAGGCACCAAAACAACAUUAAGGUACGCUGUGCAGUUACUCACACCGGCCAAUCUGCUAGCCAAGAUAAAUGGGAAAGACAGCAUAGAAAAGGAACAAGUUGAAGAAAUAAAUGAACUCUUCUAUGAUGCCAAAUCCUCGGCAAAAAUACUGGCGGAUCAACAGGAGAAAUACAUGAAGUGAAGAAGUUUGUUAGCCUUUCUAGUCCUCAGAGCCUCUUUUAACAUUCUCCAAGUUUUAACUUUCACUGGAACAGAAAAGUUCUUAAAUAUCACAAUACUGUUUUGUAGCAAGAAGAAGCAUUUCCUUUGUUCUUAGUUCACCGAGAGGGAAUGAAAUCAUCUCGAUGUCUGUAGUAUCUUCUUGUUUCAUAUAUUGAGUGCCUAUAUGAAAUAGAUGCAGGCUGGCAUGCCCUUAUAUUCCUCUUCUAGAUUUGAUUGCUAAGUUGCUUAGAAAAGACAAUUUAUUUUCAUUGUUGGUUUUGUUUAAAAAUAAAUGUGAACUCGUUUUUAAAAUGUU
Podarcis muralis (Common wall lizard) is the source of this 1867-nucleotide messenger RNA. RefSeq names its product RuvB like AAA ATPase 1 (gene RUVBL1). Gene Ontology annotation, molecular function: ATP-dependent activity, acting on DNA; ATP binding; ATP hydrolysis activity. NCBI's taxonomy places the organism in Eukaryota, Metazoa, Chordata, Lepidosauria, Squamata, Lacertidae. The record is from RefSeq and is a predicted model, not a curated record.